Messenger RNA from Micromonas pusilla CCMP1545, 525 nucleotides. RefSeq lists its product as uncharacterized. Bases 1 to 525 code for a protein of 174 amino acids. The record is from RefSeq and is a predicted model, not a curated record. Lineage: Eukaryota; Viridiplantae; Chlorophyta; Mamiellophyceae; Mamiellales; Mamiellaceae. The transcript has 2 exons.
AUGCUCGCGAUCGUCUACGUCUCCGCGUUCGUCGUCGCCGCGUGGGCGCCGUUCGCGUAUCAUCACCGCGCCGUCCACGGCGUCGUCAACCCGACGCACCUCGCGCUGACGCUGUUCAACGCGAUCAAUCUGCUCAUCUGCCUCUGGGAGAACGCGCUGUAUCUCCACGUGAAGAAGAUCCGAAAGAAGUACCUCGCGAUGAAGCGAACGCUCGGCCACGGGACGUUCCCGCCGAAACUGUGCCUGUUCGAGGACGUGAGCCUUCGCGACGCGCUGACGUACGAGCACUGGGGGAUCGUGUGGGCGACCUACUCGCUGCUAGAUCCGUCGUACUCGGAUCAGAUGCUCUACGGCACGGUGUUGUACUUCGGGAACUACCUGAAGAAUCAGUACUACCGCGGCACGAGCGCGGCGUACGUGGGUUUAGUCGUCGCCAUGAACGCGAUAUGGAUCGUGUUUCCCGCGGCGUGGAUGUGGAUGUGCUGGGGGAUGAUCCGGACGGGGAGCCUGGACGCGCUUCGAUGA